Molecule: messenger RNA, 3151 nt
Organism: Musa acuminata AAA Group (dessert banana)
Lineage: Eukaryota; Viridiplantae; Streptophyta; Magnoliopsida; Zingiberales; Musaceae
Product: leucine-rich repeat extensin-like protein 4
Exons: 2
Coding region: 218-2185 (655 amino acids)
Molecular function (GO): protein binding
Source: RefSeq, a predicted model, not a curated record
CGCGCGCGCGCGCAUGGAAGCGAGCUUAUUUAGAGGAGCCGAAUGCCCUUCGUCUUGUGGGGUGGGCUUUUAGCUGUGCGUUAGCUGUCCUUGGUGUUCUCCUCUCCCCUCUCUGCUCCACAUACCUAGAAAGCAAACACCUUUGCCCCAUUCUCCUCACUCUCCUCUUCGUAGUGCUUCGCCCUCCAACAAGCGUAAUUGUUGUUCCGAGAAUGAGAUGAAGAGGAGAAGCAGCAUAACGGAAAAGCUUCAUCUCCUCUUCCUCUUCUUGAUCUCAUUUGCGGCGGCGAGAGCGGCCGCCUUCAGCAGCCAUGGCCUCACCGACGCUGAGGCCGGGUUCAUCCGUAGGCGGCAGCUGCUGUACUACCUCGACGAGUACGGCGACCGCGGCGAGCGGGUGAGCGUCGACCCGUCCUUCCGCUUCCCUAACCCCCGUCUCCGCGACGCCUAUGUCGCCCUGCAGGCCUGGAAGAAGGCCAUCCUCUCCGACCCCCACAACUUCACCGGCAGCUGGGUCGGGCCCAAUGUCUGCUCCUACUAUGGCGUCUUCUGCGCCCCGCUCCCCUGCAACCGCUCCCUCACCGUCGUCGCAGGUAUCGACCUCAACCACGCCGACAUCGCCGGGUACCUCCCUGAGGAGCUCGGCCUGUUGGCCGACCUCGCCCUCUUCCACAUCAACUCCAACCGCUUCUGCGGCACCGUCCCCGAGAAACUCCGCCAGCUCACCCGCCUCUUUGAGAUCGACCUCAGCAACAACCGCUUUGCCGGCAAGUUCCCCAGGGUCCUCCUCGAGCUCCCCUCGCUCAAGUUCCUCGACAUCCGGUUCAACGAGUUCGAGGGCGGCGUCCCUCGCGAGCUCUUCGACAAGCCCCUCGAUGCCAUCUUCAUCAACCACAAUCGGCUCGCCUUCGACAUACCCGAUAAUAUCGGCAACUCCCCCGUCUCCGUCAUCGUCCUCGCCAACAACCGCUUCCGCGGCUGCCUCCCAGCCAGCCUUGGCAAUAUGUCGAACACCUUGAACGAGAUCAUUCUCAUGGACAACGGGCUGCGGUCCUGCCUCCCGCCCGAGAUCGGCCUGCUGAGGAAGCUCACCGUGUUCGACAUCAGCUUCAACCAGCUGCUGGGGCCGCUGCCGGAGGAGAUCGGCCGCAUGGUCAGCCUCGAGCAGUUGGAUGUCGCGCACAACCUGCUGUCAGGGCGCAUCCCGGAGUCCAUCUGCCAGCUCCCGCAUCUGCAAAACUUCACCUUCUCCUACAAUUUCUUUACCGGCGAGCCGCCGUCGUGCUUGAAGGUGCAGUCAUUCGACGACCGGAGGAAUUGCCUUCCCGAGCGGCCGUUGCAGCGGUCGGGGAAGCAGUGCGAGUCGUUCUUGUCGCACCCGGUGGACUGCAGUUGGUUUCGGUGUAAGCCGUUCGUGCCGGCAUUUCCGCCGCCGCCGCCACCACCAUCACCACCCCCGCCGUCCCCGUCUCCGCCACCACCAUCUCCUCCCCCUCCCCCUCCCCCAUCUCCAUCGCCACCACCUCCGUCUCCGCCACCCCCAUCCCCACCUCCUCCUUCGCCGCCGCCACCUCCACCUCCACCUCCACCAGUUUAUUCAUCGCCUCCACCGCCUAAUUCACCACCACCUCCCAUUCAUUAUUCUUCUCCUCCGCCACCACCAUCUCCUCCACCUCCCCCAUCUCCAUCGCCACCACCUCCGUCUCCGCCGCCCCCAUCCCCACCUUCUCCUUCACCGCCGCCGCCACCUCCACCAGUUUAUUCAUCGCCUCCACCGCCUAAUUCACCACCACCUCCCAUACAUUAUUAUUCUCCUCCGCCACCACCAUCUCCUCCACCUCCCCCAUCUCCAUCGCCACCACCUCCGUCUCCGCCGCCCCCAUCCCCACCUCCUCCUUCACCGCCGCCGCCACCUCCACCAGUUUAUUCAUCGCCUCCACCGCCUAAUUCACCACCACCUCCCAUGCAUUAUUAUUCUCCUCCGCCACCAUACCCAUCUCCACCCCCACCCAACUCUCCGCCUCCACCGCCGGUUUAUCACUACUUGUCACCACCGCCACCUCCGCCUCCAUGUAUAGAACCACCGGAAUCUUCACCACCUCCGCUAACACCCUAUUACGGAGGUCCAUUGCCACCUGUCGUCGGAGUCUCAUACGCAUCUCCGCCUCCCCCUCCUCUCCACUGAUUCUUUUGAAAAUUGUCCUCGUCCUUCUCCUAUCCUCAUUUAGGCAUCAGAAAAAUGUCUUCAUUCAUUUGGAUUCUUAUCAUGCCAUCUUCUCCAUUAAUUGGCGCUACGUUAUUUCUCUGGCUGCUUUCGUAGUUCACCAGGAACAGCUCAAAGUUCGAGAACACUGCUUGGUGCAUUCAACUUCCGUCAUGGUGAUGGAUGCAGAGUUGGAGAAGCACUGAAGGGUAGGAUUAAGAGGAACCUCUCCACGUAAUUUGAAUUAUGCAAUGGUUUAUGGGUUUGUGAAUGAACUGUCGACAGAGCAAGAGAAUGAACAGUAGGUUGCAGGGACAAAAAAAUGUGUGUAUAGAGAACAUGAGACCCAAGACAUGCGUGCAGAUCAAUUGUGUGGUAAGCGGUCAGCAUUCCAUCGACUGUGGAAAGUGACUAGCAGUGAGUGGGUGAGGCGUCCAUGUCCCAUAUUAAUUGCCGUAAUCGUCGGUGAAGCCUGCAAGAGAGUGGCUGUGAUCGAUCAGACCGCACUUGGAUCUUUACCCAUUACGGCGGCUGCUUGGUCCCAUCUCCACUCAUCGAUUGACCGCUGUUGGUGGUGAGAUGGGUCCGGGUUUUGAUGAGCCUCCUCGUUUGGCGUUGUGGCGAUCGAGCAGGCGGCAGGCAUUAUGCAGAACGUUGUUGGUUUGGGUACAGCUCCAGUUGGUUGGUUCACGGGGACGGUGGUGGCCAGCAGAGGGAAGGAGCCAAAGAGAGUCCUCGAGGUGGAAGACAAAUUAAUGUUCUUGAAUGCGCCAUUUAUUUCUGGUUCGUUUCUCUUUGCCGUGCUUCAAGCGGUGCUCUUAAGUCGCUCGACGAUAUGACUAUCUCUAAGUUAACGUCGAUGCUACUUUUCCACGACUUAAUUCAUGAAGGUUUUAUAUAAUGAAAUAAAUUAUAUUGGUAAAUGAGACAACCAUAAAAAGUUGUUCC